UGCAUCAUCCUCUGAGAUGUUGCAAAUAUCUCAGUUUGUAAUAUUUACCUUUGUUCAGUUCGUUCGUUUCGUUUAGUAAUACUCACAGUGGUGAGUAAUCUCUUUAGCACUGAUAUUCAUUAUCAGCACAUCUUUAGUAAUGGCACUGCCAAACAACCGUAACCCUGUAGGCAUACGAAGACUCAGGGCCCACAGUAAAGCAUCGUUUGUAGCUACGCACGUAUGGUUAGUGAACCCAGAUAUCGUUCCUACUACUCGUGAGAUUCAACGCCGCAUCGUACACCUUACACAGAAAUACCAGUGGGCUGUGCAGCUCACAGAAGAGCUUAGGCAGCAAGACCAGAACGAGUCCGGUGAAGAUGCUCGAUUACUAGAAGGUACCUUUUCUAGAUUAGUUACUCAGUUAGAAAACUGCAAUUCGAAGCAAGUCGUGUGUGUGUGUCCGUGCUGCAAGAAAGCACACACACUACAACACUGUGAAACGUUCACCAGUCUGUAUCCAGCUACCUCGGCAGUUACGUCGUUAUCAGUAGCUUCUUUCACCGCAGACUGGUCUCUGGCAUCUCCGCCAACCGCAUCAUUGCAUCCAGCUUCUCUGCCAGCCUCAUCUGUACCUCAGUUAGAGCAACGUAAUACUUCCAGCAAGAUCGGAGCUGCUAGUGGUAUGCAGUCAUCAGUUUCCAGCACAGAUUCCACUGCUCAGUUAACUGUUUCUUUACCACAGAAUCCGGCCGAAUGUUCGCUAACGUCCGCGCCAUACUCUCUUCAGAAUCCGGCCGAAUAUUCAUCAAUAUCCGCGCCAUACUUGCGACAGAAUCCAGCGAAGUGUUCCAAUACGUUCGCGCCGCUACUUACUCAGUUUCCAGCUACUCAGCUGGCCGUACCUUUACUUCAGCUUCCGGCCAAGCGUACGAACACGUUCUCGCCGUCACUCCUAAAGUUCCUUGCACCUCUACCAGUUCUGGAAGUCUCUGCGCGAGCUGUGCUACCAGUAGGCGCACCCGCGGCUCCAGUUUCAGCACUCUCAGCACCAGUACCAGUAUCCACGCAUGAUGCGCUCGUGAUCACGCGCGCUUUACCAGUUCCAGCUCUCUCUGCGGCUGUGUCAGUUCCACAAAUCCCUCUUCAAGAUGCGCUACCAGUAACCGAGCUUGCGGCUCCACUUUCGGCACUCUCUGCACCGUUUCCAGUAUUUGCGCGUGAUGCGCUUGCCUCCGCGCACUCGCCGCUAGUUUCCAUGCUCUAUACCCCAGUUUCAGUCUCCGCGCACGGUGCGCUCAUCAACGCUCACACAGUACCAGUUCCCAAAUUCUCCGCGCAAGAUGCGCAACCAGUAGCUGCGUUCAUGGCUCCAGUUCUGACGUUUGCUGCGCAAUUUUCAGCGCAGGCGGCGUCAAUUUCAGCGAAUGCUGCGUCAGUUUCCGCACUCUUUGCUCUAGUACCAGUACCAGUGUGCAAUGGGCCAAUCACCGCGCGCACUGCACCCGUUUCGGCGCUUCAUGUGCCUGUACCAGUUACCGCAGUCACCUUGGAUGCAUCAGACACGUUUAGCACACCUCUCCACCCAGGCAUCAUCUCCGCAUUCACCAGCACAGUUUCCGGUAUCCGUACCUCGCCUCCUGCGCUCAUAUCCGCGCUCACAUCUCCGUUAGAAGUACCACAGGAAGCGCCCGCUUCGGCGGCGGCCACAGCAACCCUUUCCGCACCUAGGACACCAGUUAGCCGCGCAAUCACUGCGCCAGUCGACGCGUCAUCGAACGUAGUAGCUCUUAGUACCCAGAAAGCAACGCAUCUGCCUUACAUAGUGGCUUCUGAUGCAUCCACCGCGCCUCUCCGCACACCUGUUCGCUUAGCCAGCAGUGCGGCUGUCUCAUUAUUCGCCAGUACAGUUUCCAGCACCAGUAACUCGUCUCCAACGCUCAUAUCUGCAAUCACAGCUGCGCCAGUAACUGCUCCAGCAAUGUCUGCAUUGUCGGCUAAAUCCGCAGCUCAUCCAGUACCACACAGCAUCGUCUCUACAACAGUAACAACGCCGCAGUCAGAGUCAGCUUCGUUGGCAACAUUGGCACCGCGCACCGCGCCAUGGAGCAUCCUUUCCGCCACAUUCGCGCAAUCAUACGCGCCUCUGGCACAAAUAACAGCGCAUCCGCCUCUCUUGGCAGCACCUGACACAUUUCCCACACAUCUCAGCUCGAAUAACUACUCCGCACCCAGUACAGCAAUCGCCGCAUUCGCCAACAUUGCUUCCGGUAUCAUUUCCGCUCCAGUAGCCGCGCCAGCAGCGUCCGCUUCGGCGGCGGCAUCUGUAAUGCAUCUUGAAGUUAACAGCAUCGUUUCUGUGCUAUCAGAGUGCUCACACGCACUCCUGAUGCCAAUAGCCGCAGCCAAUUUAUCAUCAGAGUCCGUAGUAGUUUCUACAUCGCCCUCAGAUCUGCAGGUGGUCGUUUCCAAGACCUCCACGCUCUCAUCUGCGCCGUCAGUUCACUCAGCUUCGCACAGACACGCACCUACUCGAGCCACGUUUGCCUUGGAUCCAGCGGCGCCUGGUUCCGCACCUUUAACGCAUCCUAUCAUACAGCCAGCUUCUCACUCAUCCUCAGUGAAGACACAGGCGGCAUUUGACGCGCCUCCCUUCGCUGUCUCCAGCGUAAGCACAACUCUAGUGCUAUACAUGGCAUUUGCCACAUCUUCGGAUUUCACAGCUCAGUCAGCAACGAAUUGUAAAAAGAUUCAUCGCCAGUUUUUAACACAUUUGUUUCCUAGAUUUUUGCCAGUAGCCACUUCUACAACCUUGCGCCAUACCUCGCAUUCGUCGCGCAUUUUCUCCGCUUCAGCAGUCAGUCUCACACCUACCGAUGAACUCGCUUCCGAACACAGCAUCGCGCAUCCCUCUUGCGCCUUCUCAGCCUUGACAAACGUUCCAAUGCUACGCUCCGCGCCUUCCACGCCAAGUUCAGCGCUUCCUGCGCUCCAGUAUGCGCUUCUAGCUUCAGCAAUUGUAGUAGCAUCUGUAUCCGCGCGAGCAUUUGCGCUAUCCCCACCUGCAUCAGUAUGCGCAACGCUGGUCCCAGUUGCAGCGGCGCCUGCCUCCGCAUCCGUUUUCAAGCUAGUGGCGCGAGUCUCCGCUCAAGUGAGCAUCACUGCGCCCUUUGCAUCAGUUCCAGUGUCCUCAGCCUCAGUAGCUGCACAAUGCGCAUCGGUACCCGUUCCAAGGAGCGCAUCAGCAGCAACCAGUUUGGCGCUCACUAAGCCAGCUUUAGCUGCGUCUGUUUUUGCGGCUAGUUUGGCGCCAUCUGCGCCAGUUUCCGCUCCAGAGAGCGCCACUACUGCGCCUGUCUUCGCCUCCAGUUCAGCACUUAUCACGUCAGUAGCCGCGCAAUACGCGCCAGUUUUAGCAUCAACCCUGCUCACCUCCCCAUCAUCUACGUCAUCCUCCGCGCAAGCCGCACUCGUACCCGCUCCAAUGAGCGCCACAUCGAAUAGCAGCACAUCUAGCGAUCAGACAGCAUCGUAUCCAUUCGCAGCGGCGGCGGCAGUGGCAUCUGCUCCGCCUCUCAGCUUACCGCUCCUCUUCUCGCUGAAGCAGUCCCAGUUGCACCGCUCUACAUUUUCAGCACAUCACCAGACAAGGAAAGAGAUGCCCUCAGCGGCGGCGGCACUUGGUACUACGUCAUAUCAGCACGUUUUAGCGCAUCCGGCUAUUUUUAUGCCACCUAUCAAGCAGAAUAAAGCAACGUUAUCCCCUUCCACUGAGCUCUCAGCUUCAGCUAUUUUGGCGGUACUCAUCAUGCUCGCGACACUGCUUUUUGCAGCGUUUUCUGCCGCUCCAGCUUCCGUCUCAACUUCAGAUUGGACCUCCACAAGUCUUCAUGUUGCUCCGCAUCUACUCAGCACAGCAGCUGACUCGUCCGCCUCAGUCCUCAUGGCUGUUCUUGAUCAAGUCGUCACUCUGCUCUCUGUAGCGCAUUCAAUCCGCAUGGCACCCGUUUCACCACCAGAUUUGGCCACAGAAGGCCUCUAUUCAAUUUCACACUCACUCUUCAUUUCACCGCUGUUUUACGGCGCCAAGCUUUUCCAGUCAAAAAAGAAACGACAGCGACCUUUCCCUCGAGUUCGCGACGCUCAGUUCACCGCCUCGGCUCCCAGGUCACUCCACUCAAGAGACCAGCUCGAUUUCAAGGACUUUUCCGAGUUUUCCGACGCUUUCAGCGCCGCGGCGGCGGGAUGUUCACGCGAAAUACGCGUUUUUACCGAGCGAACGUUGCAGCUAAAAAGAAAAAAAAAAACCUUUUUCGCGAUGUACACGAUCGAUUUCAUAAUUUGCGCGAUUUUCUUCUCGUUUAUUUACUUAUAUUACCUAUUUAGAAACAUUUACUCUUAUUUCGAACGAAAUGGUAUCCCGUACGUUAAACCUGUGCCCUUUUUUGGCAACGUUGCCGAAUGGAUUUUGAUGCGGAAAUCAUUACCAGUGAUACAUUUCGAAUUAUACAAGCAACUGGAACCUCAUCGGUUCGGCGGAGUAUAUUUAGGAUGGAAACGGACGAUCCUAAUCAGAGAUGUUGAACUAGUGAAAAAUAUCUUGGUCAAGGACUUUGGUUAUUUUCGCGAUCGCGGAAUCAAACGAGAUCCACACGUUGAUAUAUUGAGCAGAAAUUUAUUCAUGAUGAGAGGCGACGACUGGAAAAAUCUCAGAAUCAAACUCACCAGCACCUUCACCUCAGGCAAAAUGAAAGUGAUGUUUCCUUUAGUUAAAGAAUGUGGUGGAAAAUUACAUUCCAUAUUAGAAGAAAUGGCCGACAAAGACGAGUUCCUCGUGAAAGAUGCAUGUGCUCGUUUCACUACCGAUGUAAUCGGAAGCUGCGCUUUCGGACUGGAGAUAAAUUCACUCGAGAAUCCGGAUUCAGAAUUCAGAAAGAUUGGAAACCGAGUGCUCAGUCCAAAGUCCAAUUACAAAUCAAUUAUACGACACGUGUUUCCUUUUUUGACAAAACUUUCAAAAAACUUGGCAGUCGAUACCACCAUACAAAACUUUUUCAUAAAUCUAGUCCGAGAAACCAUCCAGUAUCGUGAACAACAUAAAAUCGUCAGAGGAGAUUUUCUCGAUCAACUCAUCAGUCUUAAAAACGAAACAAACUCGCAGAAGACGCAAGAUAAGCAAGGGCAAGCUGAUUUGGACAAGUUUUUAGGUCAAAUUGGAGAAAAACACGCCAACAAUAACGUAGAAAUGACACCAGAAUUAAUGACUGCACAAAGUUUCAUAUUCUUUGUGGCCGGAUUCGAGACCUCUUCAAGUACACUGAGCUUCAUGCUGCUUGAAUUAGCCCAACAUCCGCACAUACAAGACAAACUUAGACAAGAAAUCAGAAGCGUUCUCGAAAAUAACGACAACCAAUUGACUUACGAGAUUCUUAAAGAGAUGAAAUAUUUGGAUAUGGUUAUAGCAGAAACUCUUCGAAAAUAUCCCAUCACUGGAAAUCUAGUCAGAGAAUGUACCAAAGGGUAUAAAAUACCUGAUUCAAAAAUUGUCCUAGCUGAAGGCACGCCCAUCAUAAUUUCCAUACUGGGAAUCCAUCACGACGCAAAAUACUACGAAAAACCAUACGAAUUCUACCCAGAACAUUUCACAGAAGAAGCCCAAUCCAAACGACCAAACUACGCUUAUUUACCUUUUGGCGAAGGACCCAGAAUAUGCAUAGGUGAACGUUUUGCCAAAAUGCAGAUCAAAGUGGGAGUUGUGAACUUACUGAAAGAUUUUUCAUACACUUUAUCUCCGAAAAUGAAACUUCCCGCAGAAUUUACUCACGGAGUCACCAUAAAUGAUGUCAAAGGAGGCAUCAGAUUAAGAUGUCAACAAAUUUGAAAACAAACGUCAUUACGUAGCGGUAUCGCGGUACAUAAAUAUGUAGUGAAUAUUUUUAUAAUCAAGUAGGUACGUGUAUUUUCUCAAGUAAAUCUUGAAAUAAA
Molecule: messenger RNA, 5964 nt
Organism: Planococcus citri (citrus mealybug)
Lineage: Eukaryota; Metazoa; Arthropoda; Insecta; Hemiptera; Pseudococcidae
Product: mucin-4-like
Exons: 8
Coding region: 140-5860 (1906 amino acids)
Molecular function (GO): oxidoreductase activity, acting on paired donors, with incorporation or reduction of molecular oxygen; iron ion binding; heme binding
Source: RefSeq, a predicted model, not a curated record